Serendipita indica DSM 11827 is the source of this 1578-nucleotide messenger RNA. NCBI's taxonomy places the organism in Eukaryota, Fungi, Basidiomycota, Agaricomycetes, Sebacinales, Serendipitaceae. The record is from the annotation of a GenBank genome assembly.
AUGGGACUGGGAGUGGGUCAAGUCGUGCACCACGAAGACCCAAGGAGAGUUCGUAUCGGUAGCGGGAUCAUCAAGGUACUUUCCACCUCUGCCCCGCCUUCGUGUGAUACUCACAAGUACGAGGCUGGACUUGUUCUGCAGAUUGUGCUGUUUCUUUUAUUUGUCGUGGUCGCCGUACGCUUCCAUUCCAAUACCCACAAAGCAAAGCUCGCUGGACGCUGGACCACAGUCCUCUACGUCCUUUAUACUUCUGCCUUUGUGAUCUCGGUCCGGUGCCUCUACCGUGUUGUGGAGUAUUGGAUGGGAACGACUAGUCCUCUCUAUCGACUGGAGGUCUACUUCCAAAUCUUCGAAGCUUCUUUAAUGCUCAUCAACGUGCUUGUUCUCAAUAUCUGGCACCCUGGUCGCUACCUCCCCAAGUCGAACAAGGUCUUCCUCAAUGAGAAUGGUCAGGAGGAGUCAACAGAGCGAGGAGGAUGGGAAGAUAAUCGUCCGUUCAUUCACACGCUCGUCGACCCCUUCAAUAUCAGGGGUCUUCUUCGCGAGCGUCGAGAGAAGAAGAAGGCAGAAUUUCAUCAGCUCACAGAGAGGACACAGAUCUCUGAAACAUUCAUUCAUCGCUCCGCUAUGACUGCCUGUGAUUCCGACAGCCCCUUCUGGUGCUAUAAAGUUAACAGGCCAGCUGCUUACUGGUUCUUGGCCGCGUAUUUCCUCAACGCCCUCGGGCAUCUCUACCAGGCAAGGCGUUAUAGGGCCAAAUAUGCGAUCCCUUUGGUUGUUGGCUCCACAUUUACGACGAUUGGAUUCGCUUUCAAAAUCUGGUCGUCGUACUAUCCCAAGAAUCUUGGUGCCUGGAUCACAGCCGUUAUUCUUUUAUUUACCGCGCCUCCAAUUUAUAGUGCAGCGGAUUAUUUCAUCUUUGCAAAGACUUUACAUUAUGUCCCUAGCCAGGCUCCCAUGCAUCCAGGACGAGUCGUCACCACCUUUGUCGCCUUUGAUGGCUUUUGCGAGAUGCUUAUGGGCACAGGGGUCGGUCAAGUCGUGAACUAUGAUAACCCGACCAAGGUUCGCAUUGGUAGCGGGCUCAUCAAGGCUGGGCUUCUUCUGCAAAUUGUGCUAUUUCUCUUAUUCGUCAUGGUUGCAGCUCGUUUCCAUUCGAAUGUUCGCAAAGCAAAGCUUGUGGGACGCUGGACCACAGUCCUCUACGUCCUUUAUACUUCUGCCUUUGUGAUCUCGGUCCGGUGCCUCUACCGUGUUGUGGAGUAUUGGAUGGGAACGACUGGUCCUCUUUAUCGACUGGAGGUCUACUUCCAAAUCUUUGAAGCUACUCUAAUGCUCAUCAAUGUACUUGUUCUCAACAUCUGGCACCCUGGUCGCUACCUCCCCAAGUCGAACAAGAUCUUCCUCAACGAGAAUGGCCAGGAGGAAUCUACCGACCGCGGAGGAUGGGACGACAAUCGUCCGUUCAUCCAGACGCUCCUCGACCCCUUCAACAUCCAAGGUCUCAUUCGCGCACGUCGGGAGAAGAAGCAGGAGGCUGAUUCUCAUCCGCUCGAAGAGAAGCAGACCUCUGUGUGA